Molecule: messenger RNA, 1023 nt
Organism: Parnassius mnemosyne (clouded apollo)
Lineage: Eukaryota; Metazoa; Arthropoda; Insecta; Lepidoptera; Papilionidae
Source: the annotation of a GenBank genome assembly
AUGCAAACAGAGCGGUCAUCUACGCCGGCUAUAAACCGAUAUAACAAGUUGUUUUCCGGCGGCUUGGGGCGGUUCGCGGGCGGCAAGGCGACGCUGCGAGUCCGGGAAGGGGCGACACCGGUGUUCUGCCGCGCACGACCUUUGCCCUACGCGCUCAAGGACCGCGUGGAUGCUGAGCUGGAUGCGAUGCUUCGGGAGGGGGUUAUUGAACCCGUGGAGAGCUCUGACUGGGCUACACCUCUGGUGCCGCAUGUUUUCACCGCACCGUACCACCCGGCUUCAAACGGUGCCGCGGAAAACGCAGUCCGCACUGUCAAGAAAGUUAUUAAAAAGGCAGUGAGGGAAAAUAAAGAUAUAAAUUUAUUUUUAAACACUUUCCUAUUGCAUUAUCGAAAUACCGAACAUUGUACUACGGGCGAAAGUCCCGCUUCUCUCAUGUUAGGAAGAAGAUUACGUACUAAACUAGACGUACUUAGACCGGAUAUUGAGAAUAAAAUUAUUAAAACUCAAAUAAACCAGAAAGAGAACGCUCCCACUGGUGAACGUGGCCUGCAGCCGGGUGAGGAUGUAUGGCUUCGCCGAUAUCAGGGGAGUGACAAGUGGACAGCCGGACAAGUGACGCAACGUUUGGGCGUAACGGACUACAAAGUUUUAGACACUAUAGGUAAGGAGUCACAUAAGCAUAUAGACCAGCUAAAACGUAGAAUUAGGAGUUCACUGAUUUGUCCCCGUAGUAGUAAUAGUCAGACAAAUUCGAGUUCCGAGUCGUUGUCUUGCACCGGUGCAGAGGAAAUUAAUGCGCCUAGAAUAAACCCUGCCGUAAAAGACACCGGGAGGAAAUCAAAAGCACCGGAGGGAACCGAAAUAAUAGAUAAGAGUGAUUGCUUAGAUACGGCAAGGGAAACGUCAACACUUCGUGCUCCAUCAGCUCAUACGUCGCCUGUGCCGCCCGCAACGCCGCCCCAGGUCUUCCGGCCGGUACGCAAGUGCCGUUUGGAUAACCCCCCAAGCUAUAAAGAGUAG